Molecule: messenger RNA, 1556 nt
Organism: Phragmites australis (common reed)
Lineage: Eukaryota; Viridiplantae; Streptophyta; Magnoliopsida; Poales; Poaceae
Product: probable calcium-binding protein CML30
Exons: 1
Coding region: 437-1174 (245 amino acids)
Molecular function (GO): calcium ion binding
Source: RefSeq, a predicted model, not a curated record
AAAUAUAACAUUAUAAAACACUAUAAACUAUGUCCAGACUUUAAAUACAUAAGAUGAGCUUCCAACUGCCGCUGCCACCCCUCCUCGUCGCUGGAGAAGAAGGUUUCCGCAGCCGCCAUGCGGACGGUCUCCUUGUGAAACUACUAUGUUCAACAUGGAGUCUAAGGUUGUUUGAAAUUUGUAGACGCAAGAUUUGUAAUAUUGCCGCUGCAGAGGGUCGCGAGUGCUAUUGUGGCAAAAAAAAAAAAAAGAACAUCUUAACCACCCACGAUCUACCAGGUCAUCGCACGAUCUGCAACUGCCUCUCCAGUCUCCACACCACCACCUCCUCCGGUUAGCCGUCGUCUCCUCAUAUACUCAACUCCAUCUACCACCUCUCCGUAUUCUCCAGUUCACACACAGUCACGCGCGCAAGCAAACAAGCAAGCCUUCACCCAUGGCGCCUCUCCUCCUGCUCUUCCUCCUCGGCGCCCUCUGCGCCCUCUUCUCCCUCACCUCCUCCUCGAGGAACAGCACCAAGAAGUGCGACGGCGGCGGCAGCCACGGCAAGUGCGGCGACGACGGCCAGUCAAGAGCCAAGAACGGCAGCGAGCAAGAACAGGGGCAGGAUAGGAAGGUGCGGCCGGACCCGGAAGCGGACCUGGGCAUCGUGUUCUCGACGUUUGACCACGACGGCGACGGGUUCAUCACAGCGGUGGAGCUGCAGGAGUCGCUGCGGCGGCUCGGCAUCGCCGUGUCCGCGGACGAGUCCAAGGCCAUGGUGGCCCGCGUCGACGCCAACAGCGACGGGCUCAUCGACAUCCCCGAGUUCCGCGAGCUCUACGACUCCAUACCCAAGAAGAGGAAGCCGCAGCAGCCCGCCGAGGCGGAGAAGUUUGCCGCCGGCGAUGGCGGCAGCGCACCGAUGGUGGAGAACGAGGAAGAAGCCGAGGAGGAGGAGGAGGAGGAGAGGGACCUGCGGGAGGCGUUCGACGUGUUCGACGGCAACAAGGACGGGCUCAUCUCCGCCGAGGAGCUUGGCACCGUGCUGGGCUCGCUCGGUCUUCGCCAGCACGGCGCAAGCCGGCCGGCCGUCGCCGAGUGCCGCGACAUGAUACGCCUCGUCGACAGCGACGGCGACGGCAUGGUCAGCUUCGAGGAGUUCAAGCGCAUGAUGACCGUCGUCAAGGCCUAGCUCCUCCCGCUCCCUCCUCGCAAAGGCAAGUACCGUUAAUUUGUUCUUGGAUCGGAAGAGACGCAUCAGGUUGGUAGGAGAAGCAAUCAAUUAAUUCCAAGACCUCGUAUUUGUUUUCUGGGGAGUUAAAGCUAAAAAUAGCUUCUUGCCAAGUAUUUCUCCCCUGUUUUUGAAUCUUGGUCACUUCCUUUCGUUCGUUCCUUUUUUUUCACCCUCUUUUGCAGUCUAAUUAUUUCCUACUUCUUUUCAGUUCUUGUUUUUGUUUUGACCGACAGAUAUCAGAUUCAGACAUGUAUGUAAAUAUCAGUUCUUGCUCGCUGUCAGGUUAAUUUGUGGAUUAAGAACAACGGAUGAAUGGAAUCUCAAUGGAUAUAACUUGUUA